AGCAGGCGUGGUCGCCUCCACCCAUCUCCGCUUGAGUCGCUCUCAGGGGACGCGCGGCGAAAGACGCGCGAGCGAGGCCCGCGGACGGGCUGCCUUCCGCUGACAGCGAAGACAACGCAGCGCACGCGUGGAGAAGAAAGAAGAAGACGCCGUCUGAGAUCUCACCGGCUCCUGUCCGGGCUGUCGCCAUGGCGUCGACGGGCACGCAGCUGCUGGCGAGCGUCCUGUGCCUGCUGGGCUGGGCCGGCGUGAUAAUCAGCUGCCUUCUGCCCAUGUGGAGGGUGACGGCGUUCGUGGGCAGCACCAUCGUCACGUCUCAGACCAUCUGGGAGGGCAUCUGGAUGAGCUGCGUGGUCCAGAGCACGGGCCAGAUCCAGUGCAAGCCCUACGAGUCCUUGUUGGCGCUGAGCGCGGACCUGCAAGCGGCCCGCGCCCUCACCGUACUGGCCGCCGUGACCGGCGCCACGGGCCUCGUCCUGGCCUUCGUCGGGGGCAAGUGCACCCGCUUCUUGGACCGGGAGGGGCCCAGGUCCAAAGGGAGGGUAGCGGUGGCGGCGGGGGCGGUUCUGGUGCUCACGGGGUUGCUGUGUUUGAUUCCGACCUCGUGGGCGGCCGGCGCCGUGGUCCGGAAGUUCUACAGCGCCGCCAUAGACGCCCAGCGGCGUGAGAUCGGCGCCUGCCUCUACAUCGGCUGGGGAGCGUCCAUCCUGCUCAUCCUGGGAGGGGGGCUGUUCAUCAGUUCCGCAUGCCCCCUUGAAGCCCAGCACGCACACAAGAGCCCGUCCGUUCGAUACCUGAUGGCCCGCUCGUCCACCGGGUCCCUCCGCAGGGUCCCGGCGACGAGGCCGACCGGGACGGCUUUCGGCGGGCCUCCCGGCUACCGGGCGGCCUCUUCCAAGUCCGAGCUGCCCGGCGGCACCGCCUGGGGAUACGCGCCCGGGCCGGGCCUCGGGCAGAACUCUGAGAGAUCCUGGGCGCUGUCCGCUAAGUCUCAGCUGAAGCGACUGGAAUCGACGCCCUCGGAGCAAAGCGAGGCGCCUUCUACCGAGUCUCAGCUGAAGCCUGGCCGGGUGGACCACAACAAGACUUUGGACUCCGACGGCAACCGACAUGAGGACUUGUCCUCCAACCCUUCAAAGACCUACCUCUGACCUGAACCUGACAACUUCAAAGAUCUGGAAUAGCUGUCUCUUUGGUCUAUCUGGUUUACGUCAAAGACCUCAUGCUAGACGAAGGGCAAAGUUUAUAAGACAGCGGUGAGGCCGGUCGUGCUGUACGGUUUCCAGACGGUGGCGCUGAACAGACGACGGCUGGAAAACGUUGAGGUUCUAUUUAGGAGUGCGCAGGUUGGAAAGGAUUAGAAGUGAGCUCAUCAGCCAAGCUUAGAUGUUUUGGGGAGACCAGACUUGGAUGGUUUAGACCUGUCCAGAGGGGAGAUAUAUUGGUGGAAGGGUGAUGAGGUUGGAGCUGCCAGGCAAGAGAGGGAGAGGAAGACCUAAGAGAAGGUUGACGGAUGUCAUGAGGGAAGAUUUAGAGCCUUACAUGCCGUGCUGUGGCCACCCCGAACGGGACAAGACCAAAGGAGGAGAAGAAGAAACAUAGUCUGCUUGUAAAGUGAUGUCACAAAGACGAGAAGGAGAAGAAGAAGAAGAAGAAGAUACAUCAAAGUCCGGACCUUGUGACCUGUACUAACUCUCUAGGUAGACAACAAAGACCAAGAGUAAUUCUCUCUCUUUGACGGGGACUAACUCCCUUUGACAGGUUAAAGACCUCAACCAACUAUUUAACACCUCAAAGUCUAAGUACUGAUUGUAGACUAACGCGACAACACAGGUAGAAGUCCUACCUUGGACCUGGACUAAGCCUCGACAGGACUCCAAGAGGACUCUCUGAUGUAUUUGGUCAUUUCUUCGGUCUUGUACGGCUUUCUCGUGACACAUCACCUCAACUUUGUCUCUAGCUGCAUUGAAUUCCUUUUUGACAAUGUCUGAUUUUAUUUCCAAAUGAAAAUGUGACAACAUUUGAAACUUGUAACCUCUGAUUCUGAAGUUUUCUUUUUUCAUGAAGGAAAUACACGUGUGUUGUGUGUCAAGCGCGUGCAGUCAAUAUCGAGGGCCCCCGCGACCCGACCUCCGAUAAGCGGGAGAAAAUGGAUGCAUGGAACUGUAAUCUUUUCUUUCUUUUUGGAAUAAAGGCCAAUCGACGAAAGAAGAGACGGCGGCGGCUCCUU
Phyllopteryx taeniolatus (common seadragon) is the source of this 2230-nucleotide messenger RNA. RefSeq names its product claudin-4-like. Lineage: Eukaryota; Metazoa; Chordata; Actinopteri; Syngnathiformes; Syngnathidae. Gene Ontology annotation, biological process: cell adhesion; bicellular tight junction assembly. Gene Ontology annotation, cellular component: bicellular tight junction; plasma membrane. The coding region runs from base 189 to 1151 and encodes 320 amino acids. The record is from RefSeq and is a predicted model, not a curated record. The transcript is spliced from 2 exons. Gene Ontology annotation, molecular function: structural molecule activity.